AUGACUGAUCACAAAGUCUUCGAAAGGAUGUACACAGACGCAGGUGCAGCCAUAGAUAUCCCUGCACGUGAAGAAAUUACAACCACGUUAAUGGCGAUCGGUGAUGAAGUGAUCAAUGAUUAUCAAGACGCCGCUCGUACAAAGGGUCCUAUCGAUUCUGCAGUUAGAGAAGUCAAAGCAAACGCUGCCGCAAUUAAAAAAGAAGAAGCACCUACUGAUCACGAAAUUUUUGACGUAGAAAGGACGUACACAGACGCAGGUGCAGUCAUAGAUAUGCCUGCACGUGAAGAAAUUACAACCACGUUAAUGGCGAUCGGUGAUGAAGUAAUCAAUGGUUAUCAAGGCGUCGCUCGUACAAAAGGUAUUAUCGAUUCUGUAGUUAGAGCAACGUACAGUUCAACGAUGACCGAAUACGAGGACAAUAGAAAUCAAAAAUCAAUGCAACCGAAAACGGAAAACGGCAAAGAUUCGAUUCUCAAUCAACCGCCGAAAGAGAACAUACCGGCAGUGCAACCAUUAAUUUGGCGCAAUAUCAUUAUUAUUGCUGCUCUUCACGUUGUGUCGAUCUAUUUGUUCAUCACGCGAUAUACUGAAGCGAAAUUUUGGACUUGGAUAUUUGCGCCAAUAUAUGCAGUAGUUGGGGGUUUUGGCAUAACAGCUGGUGCUCAUCGUUUGUGGGCACACAGGAGUUAUAAAGCUAAACUACCACUCAGAAUACUACUCGCUAUUCUGUACUGUAUGACCGGCAUGACAUGUCUAACUAGAUGGAUUCGCGUUCAUCGAACUCAUCAUAGGUACACAGAUACAUGUGCGGAUCCGCAUAACUCCAAUCGCGGCUUUUUCUUUUCGCACGUCGGCUGGUUAAUGAUGAAGCAUCAUCCGGCGGUUAAGGAGUACGGAAAAAACGUGGAUUUAAGCGAUCUUGCUGCCGAUCCUGUGAUACGUUUCUUUGACAAGUAUUAUAUACCGAUCAUGGUGUCGCUGUGCUUCGUUCUGCCGUCCGUAAUACCGGUUUAUGUGUGGAACGAAACGUGGUUCAUAAGUAUAGGUGCUGUUAUCUUUCGCUACGCAGUGGCUUUGAACAUGAUUUUUUCCGUCAACAGCUUCGCUCAUAUAUGGGGCAGUCGACCGUAUAACAGAACUCUUAAGCCAGCGGAGAAUCCGACGGUGGCCUUCAUUGCUCUCGGCGAGGGUUGGCACAAUUAUCAUCAUGUCUUCCCGUGGGACUAUAAGGCCUCGGAAUUGGGCUUUGCUCGUCUCAAUCUGACGGCCGGAUUUAUAGAAUUCAUGGCUUGGUUGGGAUUGGCGUAUGAUUUAAAGAUACCGAGCGUCGAAAUCGUCGCGAAAUAUCGCGCGAAUAAAGGCGACGGCACAAUCGAUCUUUCGGGAUGAAACGUGGGGCAGGUAUUUUUAAGAUAUAAGCUGCAAUUAAAUAAUAAAGGAAAAACAGAUGCAGGAACGAGGGUACAUACACUAAACUCAUGUUGCCAAUUUCGCCGUAGAAUGCAAUACGCACAUUAGUAGCAAAUUCACAUUUUCUGCAUGUUAAUUUGUACAAUACUUUGUUUUUUGAGAUUAAAGUGUACAAAGCAACAUAUCAUA
Molecule: messenger RNA, 1602 nt
Organism: Linepithema humile (Argentine ant)
Lineage: Eukaryota; Metazoa; Arthropoda; Insecta; Hymenoptera; Formicidae
Product: acyl-CoA Delta-9 desaturase-like
Biological process (GO): unsaturated fatty acid biosynthetic process
Cellular component (GO): endoplasmic reticulum membrane
Molecular function (GO): stearoyl-CoA 9-desaturase activity; iron ion binding
Source: RefSeq, a predicted model, not a curated record